GAAGGACUUAAUUGUCUUUAUUGAAAAGGAUAAGGCUACUGUUGACAUUCAAAGUUCAAAAUGUAAAACAGAGCAGAAUACUUUAUUGCAAUUUAGGUCUUAGAAUUCUUAUUAGAAAUGUGAAUAACCAUAAACACCAUCAUCUACUUUAAAUUUAUCAAAAAGCCAUUUUUUUUCAUUAAUUGCAACCGUUUUGAGCUGCUCCGAUGUUGAAAAAAGAGCAGAAUACUGAUACACUUAAUUCCUCUUAUGGGUAGUUUUAGAAAGUUAAAAGUUUUGAUUAUAUGACAGAAAAGUUUCUGCAAUUUUGCAUUUUCUUGAGAUACCCAGAUCCCUCAAUUGAGUUUUCUUCCAUUCUGAGAGGUGGGUAAGCUAUGAAGCUCCUUAUGCAGCGAAAUUUCAUGGCCACACCUCCGAGAUCAUUCCGCAGGUCUUCUUUCUGCAACUCUGCUUUGAAAUGGGAAGGUGGUGUUUCUAUGGUGCAGGGAGCUUCAAGAGGAAUUGGGCUUGAAUUUGUCACACAACUGUUGGAGAAAAAAGACAAGGGGCACGUCAUAGCCACAUGUCGCAAUCCCAAUGGAGCAACAGCCCUUCUUGAUUUGAAAAGGAAGUUUGAUGAACGCCUUAGCAUACUACAGUUGGAUUUGACAAAUGAAAAUACCAUAGAGGCAUCUGCGAACUCCAUAAGAGAAAGAUAUGGAUCAUUGAACCUUCUAAUUAAUGCUUCUGGUAUUCUUUCGGUACCUGAUGUGUUGCAGCCAGAAACAACAUUGAGUAAAGUACAAAAGUCAUCUCUGCUGUUCGCUUAUGAGGUUAAUGCAGUGGGGCCCAUUUUAGUGAUCAAGCAUAUGUGGCCUCUUCUAAAAGUUGGAGGAGUCUCCGGAGCUGAAAAGGAUAUUGCAGUUGUGGCAAACGUAAGUGCAAGAGUAGGGUCCAUCGGAGACAAUCGGUUAGGGGGUUGGCAUUCAUAUCGGUCGUCAAAGGCAGCACUUAACCAGUUGACAAAAACUGUGUCAAUGGAGUUUGCACAGAAGAAAAAUCCAGUCAUUUGUAUUUUAUUGCACCCAGGAACAGUGGAUACAGAUCUCUCAAGGACAUUCCAGAGAAACGUUCCUGAAGGCAAACUCCUCACCAAGGAAUUCUCAGUGCAGAAGCUCUUAGGCAUCAUUGACAAUGUGAAGAGGAAUGACAAUGGAAAGUUCUUUGCUUGGGAUGGUCAGGAGAUUCCUUGGUAAUUUACAAUUUUUUUCUACCACUACAACAUAAUGUGGUUCUUUUAUUCCAUGGUUCCCAAUGCCUCGAAUUAUGAGUAAAAGUUACAUGGGUUUUUAUUUAUUUUUCAUCUUAUCAUGGUUUUUUCUUCUUUCUGCAACUAUUCCAUUGUAUCAUUCCCACUAGUAAAAGUUCCAUGGUGAAAGCAGGAUAAGAAAACUUUACAAGCUUGUAAAUAAGCUGAAGAGUAGAGUUCUAUUGGGUAUGUGUAACAAUGGAUCUCAUGAAGGGCUAGUUGAAGUA
This is a messenger RNA of Macadamia integrifolia, 1515 nucleotides long. RefSeq names its product C-factor-like. Lineage: Eukaryota; Viridiplantae; Streptophyta; Magnoliopsida; Proteales; Proteaceae. The transcript has 6 exons. The record is from RefSeq and is a predicted model, not a curated record. The coding region runs from base 375 to 1235 and encodes 286 amino acids.